Molecule: messenger RNA, 274 nt
Organism: Dovyalis caffra
Lineage: Eukaryota; Viridiplantae; Streptophyta; Magnoliopsida; Malpighiales; Salicaceae
Source: the annotation of a GenBank genome assembly
AAUUUAAAUUUAUAAUGUACAAUGAUAGCGAGAUGGGGAAGCUUGUUGUUGAUAAAUAUGUUAAAUCCAUUGUAUUAGUUGAAAAGAUGACCUACUUUGCUUUCCAUUUUAUUGACAAAUCCAACAUCCUCAUCGAUUUCUCCACUUUUACAAAGAUGGUUGAUUAUCACGAGACGAACCUUGAUCCCUCUUCACCUUCCUCAAACAACCUAGAUAAAUCAAACCUAGGAGAAAAUGAUAUAAUAUCAAAAGCAUUCAAACGUGUAAGUGAUGA